AUGGCCCUCGUGGGAACCAUCGAGACAGGCCUUUUCCUCAGAAUCGAAUCUGCCCUCACCCGGGGAGGCCCUUCGUCACUGGUGCCGGGUUAUACUAUCACAGGUAUGUUCCUGUACGCGAUGAUGCCUGCCUUGGGCGAAAUGGCAACAUGGCUUCCUCUACCUGGCGCCACUCCUCAGUUCUGUAGUCGCUAUGUUGAUGAUGCCCUCGGUUUCGCUGUCGGAUACAAUAAUUGGUACGCUGCAACUUUUUCAGGAUGCAGUGAUCUGUCGGCUACCGCCAUUGUAAUUCAGUACUGGAACAAAGAGAUCAACCUGACUCGUGUUUUGUGGCCCGGCGUGUGGAUCACCGUCAUCCUCGUUAGCAUUACGCUACUCGAUUGCAUCUGUGUCGGCAUAUUUGGUGAGGCUGAGUUUGCUCUGGUUACCAUCAAAGUCUUUACUCUGCUGGGUCUUUUGAUACUAGCACUCGUCGUUGAUCUAGGCUGUGGAUCGAAUGCUCACCGUCUGGGUUUUCAAUUCUGGAAUGAUCCGGGCGCGAUAAAUACAUAUCUCACCACAGGCGCGUUCGGACGUUUCCUUGGUUGGUUUUCUGUUCUCAUCAAUGCCUCCUUCUCCUACGUCGGCAUUGAGCUGGUUGCUGUUGCCGCCGGAGAGACCAAGAAUCCUCGCCGUAACAUACCUAGGGCCGUCCGUCGCACUUCUGGCGUAUUCUGUUCUUCUACUCGCUUGGCCGCGAGCGCCCCCGGUGCAGCACGAUCGCCAUGGGUCAUUGCAAUCCAAGGAGCCGGGAUAACUGGUCUCCCCUCACUCAUCAACGCCGUCAUUUUGUCUUCGGCCAUAUCAGCCGCGAAUGAAUGGCUUUUUUGCGCCAGCAGAUAUCUCUAUGCUCUGGCCAAGCUGGGCAAGGCACUCCCCAUUUUCCUUCGAUGUACCAAGAGGGGCAUCCCGUGGGCAGGCGUCUGGACCACAGCGCUUAUUCUCUGCGUGAGUUAUCUUGACGUCUCUAACUCGGGCUCGUCGGUCUCCAAUUGGCUGUCUAGCAUCUCGGCCAUUUCCAACUGUUUCACCUGGGGUUCCGUUAGCAUCGCCUACCUGGGCUUCCACCGCGCUUUGAAAGCCCAGGGCAUCGAUCGCGACAGUCUACCUUACAAAGCCCCAUUUCAACCUUGCGCCUCCUACCUUGCCCUGACCUUUUUUGCGACUGUCAUCAUGUUCAGCGGCUUCUCAGCCUUUGUCUAUAGGUUUGACCGUCAGGAAUUCAUCACGUCGUACAUAACCAUCCCUAUCUUCUUCACCUUGUACUUUGGACACAAGCUGAUCAGAAAGACGAGCUUGAUAGGGGCGAAGGAUGUUGAUCUAUUUUCUGGAAAACAAGAAGUUGAUCUAGAUGGGGAGUUGAAUGAUGAGGUGCCGCCGAAAAACAUGGUUGAGAAGGUGUUGAACUGGCUUUUUUUUAGGAAGCGAUCACCAGAGACACAGAAUGCGAGCUUGGAUGGAUUAUCCGGAUAG
This is a messenger RNA of Aureobasidium namibiae CBS 147.97, 1512 nucleotides long. RefSeq names its product amino acid transporter. Gene Ontology annotation, molecular function: amino acid transmembrane transporter activity. The record is from RefSeq and is a predicted model, not a curated record. The transcript is spliced from 6 exons. NCBI's taxonomy places the organism in Eukaryota, Fungi, Ascomycota, Dothideomycetes, Dothideales, Saccotheciaceae. Gene Ontology annotation, biological process: amino acid transmembrane transport. Gene Ontology annotation, cellular component: membrane. Bases 1 to 1512 code for a protein of 503 amino acids.